AUGAUCCAGCCUCAGAGCACCCUGUUCCGCCGCCGCGAGGGCGGUGUCGGGGAUGAUGGCGCACUUAACUCCCCGUCCUCCUCCCCUGCCCCCUACCAGAUGCGCCUCGGCACAGCAGCUGCCGCUUCAGUGCACACGAACGCCUUGCAGGAGCAGGAGAACGACGCUCUCAUGCAGGCGCUUCUGUCCGACAUGCGCAAGGCAAAGAAGAGCUUCACCAAGAUGGGCGAUGAGGUGCGAGAGCAGAACGCGCUGCUGGAGCGACUGCGCACCUCCUUCUUGAAUACGCAGAACUCCCUUCGCAAAACGAUGCGGAACUUGGACAAGAUAGGCUGGGGAAGUUUCAAGCACAUGUGGGUGCUGGCGCUCUUCGUGAUUGUGUUUUUCAUGUUGCUGUACUUGAUGCUGCGCUUUCGGUAA
Messenger RNA from Leishmania mexicana MHOM/GT/2001/U1103, 420 nucleotides. RefSeq names its product putative BET1-like protein. Bases 1 to 420 code for a protein of 139 amino acids. The record is from RefSeq and is a predicted model, not a curated record. The transcript has a single exon. Lineage: Eukaryota; Euglenozoa; Kinetoplastea; Trypanosomatida; Trypanosomatidae.